CAACGGGUGGACCUUGCAGUGACCUCUCGAAAGAACAAGACUGGCCUGGCCGUAUGCUGAACUUACCAGGCCCGUCACCUCUGCCAUCAUGACUUGGGGAGUUCCAUCUAAAGCCAUCUUCUAGCUAACGAUGGCAGAGGCUGCCAAGCCCGUUCCCGCGACUCGACCGCCGCUCCCACACCCUCUCCUGCUGAGGAUUCGAUUCAGCACCUCUCUCCCCGAUCUCGACCUCGACAUCCCCAACCCUGCAAACACCACCGUAGCUGCUCUCAAGCACCUCAUACGUGAUCGCCUAGACCCGAAACACAACACCCGCCGUCUCCGCUUCAUCUACCAGGGAAGGAUUCUCCAGGAUGGCGCCGCCCUGAGCACCGCACUCCCCUCGCCUGUCUUCACUCCACCACGACCAUCUCAAGCAGACGAGCACGACUUCAAAGGCAAAGGCAAAGGCAAAGGCAAGGCCGUCGAACGCCAACUCGAUCGCGAACAGAAUCGCGUAUACGUGAUCUGCAGCAUCGGCGACACCCUUACCCCUUCCGAACUCGCCGACGAGGCCGUAGCCGCCCAGAAACCGCCCGCUCUGCCCGACCGUUCCUCCACAACCCCCCGACAAGAUGCCUCCUCCUUCCCCUCCUCCACCGCAGCCUCCGCAAGGCAAAACGCCCCAGCCAACGCCACCACCACCACCACCACCACCACCACCACCCGUCCCACCCCGCGCGGCUUCGACCGCUUCCUCGCCGCCGGCUUCACCCCGGCCGAAGUCUCCCAGCUCCACCUCCAGUUCCGCGAUAUCCAGGCCCAGCGCCACACGCCCGACACCAUGCCCUCCCCCGAUACGCUGCAGAGCAUGGAAGACUCGUGGGUGGACGCCAACGCCGGCGACGCCGUGCCUGGCGGCGGGACGGGGGCCGCCGUGGGGUCUGCUGCGGGGGAGGGCGCGGCCGGGGCGGCGGACGACGGCUUCAGCCCCAUGCACGACGGGCUCGACGGCUUGAUCAAGGGGAUGGUGAUGGGGUUCUUCUGGCCGCUUGGUGGCCUGGUGUGGCUCACGCGGGAGGAGGGGAUAGUGUCGUACAGGUGGAGGGUGUGGAUUGGCUUCGGCGUUUCCUUUAGCAUCUUUAUUGGCAUCAUGCGGGCGCUUUUUGGUACCGAGUAACCGAUGAUGCACAAGGCGGUUGUUCUAUAUGUGUACAUCUUGUAAGGAAGCUUGUAGGAUAGCAUUUCGGGAUGAUUGGGUUUUGACAAUUUGGGCGCUCCUUGGUCUGCAGCAAAUAUAUCGCGCGCGCGCGCGAGAGAGAGGUAAUGGAAUGAUACGGGGUGGUCACGCCUUGAGACAUCACGAAACCAUGCAGUCACCACUGAUUGCGGCGCAGAGAGGGCCAUUAUGCUAGUGAAUUGGCGGCCUGGAGGAGGGAGGUAUGCAAAGCCCCCUUAUGCCUCCAUGUCUCGACAAGCAGAAAAUCCAAGAAAGCUACAAUGGUAUAAUCCAUGUCCAAA
This is a messenger RNA of Sodiomyces alkalinus F11, 1500 nucleotides long. RefSeq lists its product as hypothetical. Gene Ontology annotation, biological process: protein processing. The transcript has a single exon. Lineage: Eukaryota; Fungi; Ascomycota; Sordariomycetes; Glomerellales; Plectosphaerellaceae. Gene Ontology annotation, cellular component: endoplasmic reticulum; Dsc E3 ubiquitin ligase complex. The record is from RefSeq and is a predicted model, not a curated record. Gene Ontology annotation, molecular function: protein binding. Bases 131 to 1159 code for a protein of 342 amino acids.